UUUUGACGGAGACCGUGGUUACCAUGGACGCAGAGGAUUUAUAAUGUGUAAAAUAUGAUAAAUAUAAUAUAAUGAUAUCAUCCGCACGCAGCAGCAGUCAUACCAGUCAAAGAGUUUUUAAAGAACCUGGAAACUACUACCGACGAAACCCGGAUGUAGUCGCAGUUUUCCACAACAACAGGUGGAACCAAAACACCGGUAUAUUGUCUAGAGUGGCGGAGGUCCAGGUGGACGGGAUGAGUCACUCCUGGCUCCCUGAGCUGGUCUCAGGUCUGUGUCACACACCAGAGGACGAUCCUUUCCCCCUGUGGCAGGAUGGAAACGUCAGUCCCUGCUUCAACCAGCUGGUCCUCGGAGCCCUGCCCCAUGCUGGGAUGGCGGUUUUCAGCGCCUGCUACCUGAGCUUAGCUAGAAUCAGCAUCCUUCAGACAUCUGCUCCAUGCGGCUGGACGCUCCGACUGUCCUCAGCUGUGCUGGCUGUGCUGUUCUUUACUGCAGACAUCGUCUUGGUGGGCGUCCUGCAGCAGGCGGACAUGUAUCUGGACAUCCUAGCUGACAGCUGGGCCCUCCUGGCCUGGCUGGUCCACUGCGGCACAAUCGGAGUGAUUCUUAGAACUAGUGUUAGGAGAACCAGAGGACCGCCGCUGCUUCUCGCUGUGAUGCUUCUUUUAGUGCCCAAUAUAGUCAUCACCUUGAUGAUCUACUGCAACAGCAGGGGAUAUCUAAGCCCAACAGAACCUCUUAAACUGGCCAGGUUUGUCCUCACCUCAGCCCGGGCCUUCCUUUUACUCCUUUACCUUCUCGGAUUUGCCUUCCCCUGUAUGGACCGUGCUGAUUACACCUUGCAUAUAAACGCUGCAGACGGAUCCCCUCUCCUUCCAGAGAGCACUGAGCCCGACACGGGUGAGAUGGUAGCGGAGGACGGAAGCAGCUGCGUGUCUCGGCUCUUCUACCUGUGGCUGAAUCCGUUACUCAGACGAGGGCAGCGAGGAGACCUGGAGAGACCGCAGCACGUGUACCACCUUCCCUGGAAACUUCGGACCGCCGUUGUUUGGAGAUACUUCCACCGCUGUUGGGAGGCAUGUGGUAGUGGGGCAGGAAUGAGCGGCCAGCAGGAUCAGUGGCCCAGACCGGUCAGCAGCGUGAAAGGAUCAGACUGUAGGGAGGGGCUGCUGGAACUGGAGGGGGAUGUAAGAUUACUGAGAGUGUUGCACAAAGCAUUUGGGUUGCGGUACUACAUCCUGGGUGUGCUCAAGGUGACGGUAAACAUAUCUUCGUUUGCAGGUCCCCUGCUUCUCAGCAGUCUAGUGAGCUUUAUAGAGGAGAAGGGCGCCCCCUUCAGUAAAGGAGUCAUCUGUGUGCUGGGCCUGUUUGCCACAACACUCCUAAGUUCAGUCCUCCGCAACAUCUACGUCUUUCAGAUAUCCAAGAUCUCCCUGUCAGCACGGGCUUCGCUGGUGUCGGCGAUCUACGGCAAAGCGCUGCAGGUCAGCAGCUGCAGCCUGGCCGGCUUCACGCUGGGAGAGGUGGUGAACCUGAUGAGCACCGACACCGACCGCGUGGUCAACUUCUUCAACAGUUUCCACGAGCUGUGGAGCCUGCCGUUCUGCUUCUCCGUCACCCUCUACCUGCUGUACCUGCAGGUAGGCGCAGCUUUCCUCGGGGGGCUCUGCGUGGCGCUGGUCCUGGUGCCUUUCAACAAGUUCCUCGCCUCACGUAUCCUAAGCAACAACAAAAACAUGCUGAGGUACAAAGAUAACCGAGUUAAGUUAAUGACAGAGAUCCUCUUCGGCAUCCGUGUCAUCAAGUUCUACAACUGGGAGCCUCAUUUUACCCAGAAGGUGGCUAAAUAUCGGGAAAAGGAGCUGUUGCACCUCAAGAACCUCAAGUACCUGGAUGCGCUGUGUGUUUACACCUGGGCCGCUCUGCCUGUGGUCAUCUGUGUCCUCACCUUUGUUACAUAUGUGCUACUUGGACACCAGCUAACUGCUGCCAAGGUUUUCACCACUGUUGCCCUGGUAGGAAUGCUGAUCGUUCCUCUCAAUGCUUUCCCCUGGGUGCUCAAUGGGAUCCUUGAAGCCAAAGUGUCCCUGGAACGAAUCCAACGCUUCUUCAAACUGACCAACCAGGAUCUGCAGGCCUACUACGCUCUGAUGUCUCCUGAAGAUACGAGUCAGACAUCCAUCCUGCUGAAGCAGGGGGCGUUUUCCUGGCAGGGACCCGAUGUGAAUGAGGCGGGAGAAACUGAAAAUGAGGUCGGGAGAGGAAGUCUGCUCCUCCACAGCCUGGAUCUACACGUAAUAAAGGGCUCUCUGGUGGUCGUCGUGGGGAAGGUCGGCUGUGGGAAAAGCUCCUUGCUAGCCGCUAUCACUGGAGAACUCAGGAGGCUUAGCGGAGUGCUCUAUGUGGCCAACAGAGAGGCAGGCUUUGGUUUGGCCUCACAGGAGCCGUGGAUCCAACAUGCUUCAGUGCGAGACAACAUCCUGUUUGGCAAAGAUUACAGCGCGGCUCUCUACCAAGCUGUGAUCGAGGCCUGCGCGCUCUCCGAUGAUCUCAGCGUUUUACCAAACGGAGACAAAACAGAGGUGGGAGAAAAUGGAGUGACUCUGAGUGGAGGACAGAAGGCCCGGCUGGCCCUGGCCCGAGCCGUUUACAUGGAUAAAGAGAUCUACCUACUGGAUGAUCCACUAGCAGCUGUGGACACAGACGUAGCCGAACACCUCAUGAAGAAAUGCAUCCUGGAGCUCCUCAGAGGGAAGACCAGGAUCCUCUGCACCCACCGUAUAGAAUUUGUGGACAAGGCUGACAUGGUGGUCCUCAUGGACAGUGGGACCAUAGUUAAAACAGGAACACCAGCGGAGAUCCUCCCUUUGAUACAGUCUGAGCCGCAAAUUGGGAGAAGCAACCAGAAAGCAGGACCUAAAGAUGAGCCACAGAGUGAGGAAGAUCUGGGUUCCCUCCCUGAUCUCUGUGCAGAUGAUGAUCCUGAUGUGUUGGGUGAAGAGCAGAAACGAGUGGGCGGACUGGCUUGGGGGGUGUAUAAGACCUACUGGUUUGCUGUGGGUGGAGCGCUGGCUGCCUCCAUCUUGAUGUCGCUGCUUCUGAUGCAAGCCUCUAAGAACGUUUCUGACUGGUGGCUCUCCCAUUGGAUCUCUUCAUUGAAAAACAACGGCUCCAGUUGUGCUAAUGAUUCCUCCUCGACCCAUCUUCUUCUUCCUCACCUGCUGCUUUUUUCACCCGGUCACCUAACCGGCUACGUCCUUCGAAGGCCAGAUUCGUUGGCCGAUUACAGGCGCGGUAUUGAGACUGAUUUCCCUCGUUUCAGGUUCAGGGAGGAGAACUCCAAACGCCUGGAGCAGAACCAGCGCUGCCUGUUCGUCAGCAACGCCGCCAUGCAGUGGCUGGACAUCCGCCUGCAGCUAAUUGGUGUUGCUGUGGUGACAGGGCUCGGGGUGAUAGCUGUCGUCCAGCAGCAGUAUGGCGUUGUGGACCCAGGUCUGUUGGGUUUGUCCCUGUCUUACGCUCUGUCCAUCACACAACUGCUGUCUGGGCUCAUAUUCAGCUUCACACAGACUGAAAUGCAGAUGGUUAGUGUGGAGCGAACAGAGGAAUACUCAACCGAAUUGCCAACUGAGCCUCAGGAGCUCAAUGUUCAGCUGCCCGCUGCAUGGCCAGAACGGGGCUCCUUGGAGUUCUGCCAUGUGGUUCUGGCCUACAGGGAAGGUCUUCCUAACGCCUUGGAUGGUGUGAGCCUGACGGUGAGACCUGGGGAGAAGAUAGGCAUCGUGGGACGGACAGGCUCCGGAAAAUCCACCAUGUUUCUGGCCCUGUUUCGUAUGGUGGAACUCAACCAGGGGCAGAUCCUCCUGGAUCAGCUGGAUAUCAGCACUGUUGGCGUUGCUCAGCUAAGGUCAAGGCUGGCCAUUAUUCCUCAAGACCCCUUCCUGUUCAGCGGGACCGUCAGGGAUAAUCUGGACCCUUGUAAGAGACACCUGGACCAGCAGCUGCUAGAGGUUCUGGAUCAGUGCCACCUGAGCUCCGUGGUCAGCAGGAUGGGGGGCCUGGAGGCUGAGGUUGGAGAACGAGGAAAGUUCUUCUCAGCAGGACAGAGGCAGCUGCUGUGUUUAGCCAGAGCUCUGUUAACUCAGGCCAAGGUUCUUUGUAUCGAUGAAGCAACAGCCAGUGUGGACCAGAAGACGGACAAACUGCUACAGCAGACAAUCAGAGAGAGAUUUCAGGACAAGACGGUGCUCACUAUAGCCCACAGGAUCAACACCAUCAUGGACUGCGACCGUGUGCUUGUGAUGCAUGCUGGGAAGGUGGUGGAGUUUGACACGCCCGCAGCUCUCUGUCAGACGGACACAUCAAUCUUCCACAGACUGGUUGGUGGGCGAGGAAAUUAGCCAAUCAGCAGGAUGGAUGGAAAUGUUCUGAGAAGCAGAAAUCAGCUUCUCUACUUUAUGCUGGACUUUUAUUGAGACCUAGAAGAUUUCUACUAGACUAUCAUCAAAAAACUGAAUGACUUCAUUUAUGUUACUAGAUGUUCUGCUGAAGAGGACAUCUGGGGUUGUGUUGAAAUUUUGUAAUAAACACAAAAACGUU
This is a messenger RNA of Cyprinodon variegatus (sheepshead minnow), 4602 nucleotides long. RefSeq names its product multidrug resistance-associated protein 7-like (gene abcc10). The transcript has 21 exons. Gene Ontology annotation, molecular function: ATP hydrolysis activity; ATP binding; ABC-type transporter activity. Bases 72 to 4403 code for a protein of 1443 amino acids. NCBI's taxonomy places the organism in Eukaryota, Metazoa, Chordata, Actinopteri, Cyprinodontiformes, Cyprinodontidae. Gene Ontology annotation, biological process: transmembrane transport. The record is from RefSeq and is a predicted model, not a curated record. Gene Ontology annotation, cellular component: membrane.